AUGUCAGAUCAGAAGAGCUGGUUUGAUAGUACCAUCAACAAGCGCAAGAUCCUUUCACUUAAAGAACCAGUUCUAUCGAAGUGGAAGCUUGUUGAAAAGCUCAAUGAGCACGUUGAGCAACGCCCAGAAGCGAAGUCUCACACCUCCCUCGCCUCCGCAAGAUUCCUUUGCCGUGAUGCAAGUCGCCCUGCGAACGAGGCCACAGCCUACGCAUACCUCCGAAUCGUGAAACAAAUCCCCUCAGAGAGGGCUGAGGAGGCAGACCUCGUGUCUCGGGCUCGCGAGGCCACUCAAUUUACCCCACCCGAGCUCAAGGCUUAUAAAGCUCUGGCCCAGAAGGGAUCAACCAAUACACCGAAGCUAUUGGCGUGGGAGCAAGGCACGCAAGACUCGACUGGACCCAUGCCCGGUGGCCAUAUAACCUGGAUUGUCUUUGAAAAACUGGAGGGGCUCACGCUAGGAGAUGAUGAUGAGGCUAGCUCAUAUUGGGCAUUGCCGUCAGAGACCCGCAAGUCUAUUCGUAGCGUCUUCCUAAGGGAGUUCAAGUCAGUCAAAACCACCUCUAUAUCAAUGGAUGAUAUUGAUACGUCGAUGACAAUUAGCAAAGCUGCGGAGAUCGGAAUCUUGCCAGUUGCCCCCGGCCCUCAUAACGUGAUAUGGAACGCUGAGAAGGAGACAAUCCAUUUCGUGGGAUUUAGAGACCCGGAAUUCUUCCAACGCAAGCGUGAAGCCGGCAAUGAACUAUUCCCUCUGUUUGGGCUAGCUAAAGCACCUCGUGGGGACCGAUGGGCUGAACGGGACUGGGAUGGAGAUACCUCUAAAUGGAAAUUUUAG
This is a messenger RNA of Penicillium riverlandense, 834 nucleotides long. RefSeq lists its product as uncharacterized. The coding region runs from base 1 to 834 and encodes 277 amino acids. The transcript has 2 exons. The record is from RefSeq and is a predicted model, not a curated record. Lineage: Eukaryota; Fungi; Ascomycota; Eurotiomycetes; Eurotiales; Aspergillaceae.